Molecule: messenger RNA, 2129 nt
Organism: Argentina anserina (silverweed cinquefoil)
Lineage: Eukaryota; Viridiplantae; Streptophyta; Magnoliopsida; Rosales; Rosaceae
Product: protein DETOXIFICATION 43
Exons: 14
Coding region: 156-1943 (595 amino acids)
Biological process (GO): transmembrane transport
Cellular component (GO): membrane
Molecular function (GO): xenobiotic transmembrane transporter activity; citrate transmembrane transporter activity; antiporter activity
Source: RefSeq, a predicted model, not a curated record
UUGGCUUUGUACAGGUGUGUUAAUUUGUGAAAUUAAGCAAAUUAAGGGUCACGAAGUUGGUGAAACCAUCGAGCUCGAUCUGCACACUGAGAGCCGCCUCGCUCGUAUAUAAGGGGAAAGUGUUUAAGGAACUGUUUUUCUAAGCAUAAGCAUAUAUGGGAGAGGAAAAAGAUAUGCAUGAACCAGUGAGCUUUUGGAAGAUGCCUGUUGGUGUUUUCUUCAGGGAUGCAAGGAGUGUUUUCAAAUGGGAUGUGCUUGGUAAGGAGAUAUUGCAGAUUGCAGUCCCUGCUGCUUUAGCUGUAGCUGCUGAUCCUGUCGCUUCCUUAAUCGACACAGCAUUCAUCGGUCAUAUAGGUCCAGUUGAGCUUGCAGCAGCAGGUGUAUCUAUUGCGUUAUUCAAUCAAGCUUCAAGGAUUACUAUAUUCCCACUUGUCAGUAUCACCACCUCCUUUGUUGCUGAGGAAGAUACUGUAGCAAAAAUGAAACUAGAAUCAGGAAAAGGCCAAAAAUUGGAAAAGGGUGCAGACAUGCUUGAUGACAUGGAAAAAGGGGUUGUUGAACCAAGGCCUGAGACGAAAGAUCCUGCACUAGAUGUUGCAAAUGGUGAAGCCACAGAAAAUUCCAAGUGCCUGGGCAAUGAUGAAAACAAGGAAAAUGAUGAGAAUUCAGACAUAGGACUAGAUGAAGGCAAUGAAGCAAAGAAAUCCAUUACGGAAAAUGCUAAGCUGGAGAAUGGAGAGAAAGGUGUUCCGAAAACCAGUGAACCUCAAGAAAACGGUUCAAAGACAAGUAUUGAAGAUGGUCCAUCUGUUGUUAUGAACAGUACUAAGAAGGCAAAUAUGAAGAACCAAAAGCGUACCAUUGCUUCCGCAUCAACAGCACUCAUAUUCGGUGCAGUCCUUGGCCUCCUGCAAGCUUUAUUUCUCAUGGUAGGAUCCAAAGUUCUGCUUGGUGUGAUGGGUGUGACAAAUGAGUCCCCUAUGCUAAGACCAGCAUUGAAGUACUUAACAGUGAGGUCGAUCGGCGCACCUGCUGUUCUUCUUACAUUGGCCAUGCAAGGAAUCUUCCGAGGGUUUAAGGAUACUAAAACUCCUUUAUAUGUCAUUGUCGCGGGAUAUGCAAUUAACAUUGCCUUGGAUCCACUUCUCAUCUUCGUCUGUGGUUUGGGCAUCAGAGGUGCAGCUAUUGCACACGUUCUUUCUCAGUACUUGAUGGCUCUCGUCCUCUUCUUAUUACUAACGAGAAAGGUUAAUCUCAUGCCACCAAGUAUUAAAGACCUUCAAUUCGGCAAGUUUCUUAAGAAUGGUUCUUUAUUGUUGGCUAGGGUGGUCGCUGUGACAUUUUGUGUCACCUUAGCAGCAUCUUUGGCAGCACGGCUCGGUCCAACUCCUAUGGCUGCAUUCCAGACAUGCUUACAAGUCUGGUUGACAUCAUCCCUUCUAGCUGAUGGGCUGGCUGUUGCAGGACAGGCAAUUCUAGCAUGUUCUUUUGCAGAGAAAGACUACAAAAAGGCCACUGCAACCGCAACUCGGGUGUUACAGAUGGGAUUUCUACUUGGUGUGGGACUAUCUCUUCUUGUUGGAAUUGGUUUGUACUUUGGAGCUGGAAUCUUCUCAAGAGAUGUCAAUGUUUUGCACCUUAUAAAGAUUGGCCUUCCUUUUGUUGCAGCUACACAACCAAUUAAUUCUCUCUCUUUUGUCUUUGAUGGUGUCAACUUUGGAGCAUCUGACUUUGCAUACUCUGCAUAUUCCUUGGUUCUGGUGGCCAUAGCAAGCAUUAUUUCCUUGUUCCUUCUCUCUAAAUCCCAUGGUUUUGUUGGAAUAUGGAUUGCUUUGACCAUCUAUAUGGGAUUGCGAGCACUGGCUGGCGUAUGGAGGAUGGGGACUGGAACAGGACCUUGGCGCUUUCUCAAGCGUCGUUCAUCACCACAAGUUCCAAAAUAGGAAUACUUUACGACAUUGUAUUCCCAUGAUUUUUUUUCUUUGCUAUCUCAUCUUCCGGUCAACAUAAAAUUCCAAUCUGCAAUUUCCCCCAUUUUGUAUUAUGGUGACAUCUGAAAGACACUCUGGCAUGGUUUAAUAUAUAUCGUUGUUGUACUUUGUACUGUAAUUUCACACCACCAUUGUAUC